CCUAUAUGUAAUAAAUGUCAGAGCUUUUACAGCAGACAUCGUCUCUGUAAGAUUGAUGAGACUGGGACAGGAACGAUGCAGCAAAACGAGCAAAGAAAUCACUUUAACGAAACUUCUCACAGCCUGCUUGUAGUAACCUGAUGCAGCAAGACUGAAACAAAACAGAAAUCAUUGGCAUGGAGAAUUUUACCUCUGUGAUUUUGACAUUCAAAAAUAAAACCACUGAUCUCUGCACCAUGAUCUCCCCACUGGUGAGGCUUAGCCAUAUCUCUCUCCAGGUAUCUAAUGCUCAGAAAGUCAUCCGAGACCUGGUGACCAAGUACCGAUUUCACCCAUUUGCCUCCUGUGGUUUGGAUGGGAGAAGCUGGUGCCAAGUUGCACUGAGAAAUGGAGGAGUCAUAUUUAUGGUGAAUGAAAACCCUGGAGACACAGCAGAAAGCUCGUCUUUGCUCUAUGAUUACCCCAUCUCACAACCUUAUCCAGACACGGCCUGCAAUGUCAGCUAUGAGGUAGAGGAUGUACCCAGCCUGUGCCAACACUUGGCUGGUAAUGGUUGCCAGCUCUUGGUACCCCCUACAAAACUCAGUGAUAUUUUUGGUUCAGUAAUGUACUGUGUGGUGAAGUCUGCAAUAAGAAAUGUGAGCCACACUCUCAUUGAUCGAACACAAUAUGGAGCCAGCUUUCUCCCCGGAUUCCAGCAUCUGGAAAAUAAAAGCAAACAUUUUUCUUCAGAAGAUAUGACCCAUAUUGACCAUGUUACAUAUGUCCUCCCAAGGGGAGAUACGCCACGUGUCCUAGAGUGGUACCAGCGUUGCCUUGGUUUCCAGCACUUCCCACUCAAUAAAGGGGAGGACCCUCUAUAUGGUUUUGAGAUCACUGGACCCCAGAUAGGCCUCCGCAUGACCUCUGUUGAGUCCCCAACACUUAAAGAUAGGAGCAAGGCGGUUUUUUGUGAGUCACUUCCACAGGAAGGCAUUAACCAGGUGGACCAGUUCCUGAAACAUCAUGAAGGUGGUGGGAUUCAGCAUGUUGGACUCUCUACUUCAAACAUCUUCAAAAGUGCAAGAGCCAUGGCAGAGUCUGGGGUGCAGUUUGCAAGCCAGCCUUACACGUACUAUACCAACUCUAGAAAGCAAUUGGAAAUCCAUAGCGCUGGCUUAGAGCCUGAGUUGCUUUCAGAGUUUGGGAUACUGCUGGAUACCUCUGCUGUGGGGACAGCAGGAACCUCUGGAGGUUUUCUUCUGCAGGUGUUCGCUGAGCCUCUCUUCAGUAAGGAUUCCUUCUACCUAGAGUUAGUAGAGCGCAGGGGAGCAUCAGGGUUUGGUGAAGGAAAUAUACGAGCUCUCUGGCAGUCUAUGCAGGAGUGCUUGAAGGAGAAAGAGCAGGUGGAGACAGCUGCACCCACAGCGGUCGGACUGUUAGCUGACGGACAAGUGGCUGUCAGAUAACAGUCCGGCCACGAGAUAGAAUCGAUAGAUUAAAUAAAUAGAUUCGAUAGAUAAAUUUGAUAGAUAGAUUAGAUAAUUUCCCAAACAGAGAAUUACAAGAUGUGCGGACUGGGACCCAUGGUUAGGUUCCCAGAGGCGGUUGCAGCGCCCGAGGCUCUGAUUACAAUAGAGCACUCUGGAGCGUAUCUGCCCUUGGCCGAACUCGGAACAUGCUUCGGCAUUCUGUCCGAGCACCGUGCUAAACAGCUGCACUCACCGAACUAUAACUCAUAUAUAUAUAGCCCAAUAGGUUCAGUUGGUCUUGUGUAAUAUGUAUUCUGUUACCUUGCUUGUGUUCUUAUUUUUAACCCAUUCUCUGCCAGUGAGGACUGCGAUGAGCAGGGCUGUGUUGCAGCUUUGUCUGUCAGUCAGUGAGUUAAAGGUUCUCUUAUCUGGCAUAACAGUGAACUGUAGGUGAGUGCAAAUACAUUUAUCUCCCAUAAAACCUUAAUAUCAUUGUUUAUAUUAGUUACUGAAUUUGUAUUUAAAGGGGCAUUAACCCUUUCAUAAUGGUUCUUAUUUGUCUACAUCAGUGAUCCCAUUUAGAAAGCACCAUUGGCUUCAGUACAGCCAAAUGGCUAGGAAGUUCCAUGCUUUCUUAAUGGCACUAAACCCAGGUCAGUUAGGAUGGGAUGGAACGUCCUAACGUCGGGAAGGGGUUAAAUUCUAAGGGCUAGAUUACAAGAGGAGUGCUCAUUUAUUGCACGCACGUAAACGGGCAAAUUCACCUCUUUACGGGCGCACGAUAACUAAACCAGCCAAGUGGAAGUGCAAGCUCGCGGUAGCAAUUAGCACUCAAAAACUUAACCAGAUGUCGGACCUCUGGUUAAUUUUUUAAAUGUACCCCAACUGCCCCCCUCCAAAAAUAGUGCAGUGCCUUUAGUAAUAUUACAAAAAAAAUGUUUUAUUAAAUAACUGCACUAGGCAGUUUUUGGGAGGUGUGCCUUUACAUAGCGGUCUACGGGGACUGUGUGUUCUCCAUAAAUAAAUAUGUAUAUGCUUAUUUAUGUGUUAAUAUGGGUACAUAAAUACCCCUUCGCUGCCGUGUCUGAGGGCAUGAGAACGAGGCUCUCAUUGGAAUCGCUCCUCGCAUUGCACCCCACUUGUAAUACCAGCUCACAUUUGCACACGCUGCUAUUACUAAGUUGAUCGCAAAUAUGGCUUUUUGUGGAACCAGGGCCCCAGAGGGAAUAAAUAAAAGAAUGGAUGUGGACCUUUUCACUGAAUAAUUUUAUACAUUUUGUCCUCGCAUGUUGAUUGUAAACUUAAAGGUUUAGGUCGAGAUGUAUAAAUUACCAUAUGACUACACACAUAAAAAUAAGUUUGGAUUCCCCAUAGGUAAACAUCUUUUUUACUUCACAGGUUUCUUUGGUUGUCUAGAUCAUGCUUAGACCUUAAAUACAAUCUCUAGAGUGUUCUGAAUUGAUUCCUAACAGAAUUGUUAGAAUAGUCCUCUUCCUCCUUGACUUAUUUAUGUUCAUAUCUAUACAUAUCCUUUAUAUUAUAUCACAUUAAAGUUAGUCAUCUGUGGGAAGAAAACAAUAAUAUAUUUUUUAGGAUAUGUGAUUGUCUUAGUAUGUAAGGUUUUAGGUAGUUGUGCAAUGCCACCACAGUUUUUGUCACUGUCCUAAUGCAUUUUUAAUUGACAGUUGAAGUGUGAUGUUGAUUCACAGCGGUGACAUUGCACAACACCACUGUUAUCAAGUGUCUUUUUAUCGAGGUUAUUGGUUUGGUUAUGUAACUUUCUAAACCAGAUUUUACUACACAGAGUAAUCCUUGACUAUAGACAUGGCCAUUCCCUAAUUCACUAGUGCAUAUUGCCUGAUAGCAGUAAUGUUAGCCACUUUUUUGGAUACCAACAAUAAUCCUUACCAUACUACCAUGGGACAAUUCUUUGCAAUGAUUAUUAUUUAUUAUUAAUUAUGUUAUAACAUUUAUCUGGGUUUUUAUUUUAAGCAACUAUGUAUGUUUUUUAUUUUCAAAAAAACAUUUCAUUUUUAAAAAUAAUAUAUUCAUUUAAUUCUUUGUAUAUUAUUUGUUCACUUUUACAUUUAUUUUUCCUAAGCAAAAACAAAUUUGUCCUAAAAUUAUUUGUUCUUUUGAAAAUGUACAAUGUUUAUUAUUAUUAUUUUAUCCUUGUUUCUAUUGUUAAGAUAUGUUAUUGUGUUUAUUGCUAGAUAUGAGUAUUGUUUCUUGUGAGACCUAUGUAGGAGCUGACACCCUUUCACAAACUGCCAUUAAUUUACUAUUGGCUAAUUGCAAUUUACAUAGUUUAUUUGCUGAUUGGCUGCUGGCCCCUAUAUAGGUCUUGACUUACCUAGACUCUUUAGCCUCUGAUGAAGCGCAUGUGCGCAUGCGCGAAACGCGUCAGGUGUUCAUCUGAACCUGUACCUGUUAUUUGGCAAUCUGGCUGAAUAAAGAUACUUUUUGCAUCAAG
Messenger RNA from Bombina bombina (fire-bellied toad), 3924 nucleotides. It is a transcript of the gene HPDL, whose product is annotated as 4-hydroxyphenylpyruvate dioxygenase like. NCBI's taxonomy places the organism in Eukaryota, Metazoa, Chordata, Amphibia, Anura, Bombinatoridae. Gene Ontology annotation, biological process: aromatic amino acid metabolic process. The transcript has 2 exons. The record is from RefSeq and is a predicted model, not a curated record. Bases 177 to 1448 code for a protein of 423 amino acids. Gene Ontology annotation, molecular function: 4-hydroxyphenylpyruvate dioxygenase activity.